Molecule: messenger RNA, 1896 nt
Organism: Macrobrachium nipponense
Lineage: Eukaryota; Metazoa; Arthropoda; Malacostraca; Decapoda; Palaemonidae
Product: glucose dehydrogenase [FAD, quinone]-like
Exons: 13
Coding region: 10-1836 (608 amino acids)
Molecular function (GO): oxidoreductase activity, acting on CH-OH group of donors; flavin adenine dinucleotide binding
Source: RefSeq, a predicted model, not a curated record
GAACAAUACAUGAUGGCGCUGUCCAAUGCGGUCACGAGGUUGGUGAGCCGAUUGGCCUUCCCUGCGCUCCGUCUUCUUCUCGUCUUCUUGGUUCAAGACGUCGUCCGCAUUCAGUACCAGGUUCCUCCUCUUCAGCCUCUCUACGAUUUUAUCAUUGUGGGCUCUGGAGCCGCUGGUGCGAUCAUAGCAGCCAGGCUUUCGGAGGUCCCUGGGUGGAAGGUGCUACUGCUGGAGGCCGGUGGACCCCCGCCAGAUGUGACCUCUGUCCCGUUCUUCAUGCCCCUCAAUGUCCUUGAGAAUAACGGUAUGAUCUGGGAAUACGAGUCCACUUCUCAGCAACACGCGCUUAAGGGCUUUAACAACCAGAAAAUUCGCAUCAUACAAGGACGGACAAUCGGAGGAACCACAUCCGUCAAUGGCCUACAAUACGUCAGAGGCUCCAGGCAAGAUUUCGACCAAUGGGCUGCAUUAGGAAAUCCUGGCUGGGAUUAUCACUCUGUCCUUCCAUACUUUGAGAAACUCGAGAAUUACAAGGGACCACCUGGUACGCUGGGAAGUAAGCACUUCGGGUCCUCUGGGCCAAUUGCCAUCACUCCAGCUAAACUUGGACCGCUGACGGAGGCUCUCUUUCGGGGAGGACACGGACUUGGGUUCCCUGUCACAACAGAUACCUUUGCGAACCACACUGUUGGGUUUCGAGGGUCAGUGCACAACAUCGGCGAUGGAAUUCGAUUUUCUACAGCGAAAGGAUAUCUAGAAUUAGCAGCCACGAGGCCAAAUCUCCACAUUGUCCACGAUGCAGAGGUUCACCAGGUUAUAUUUGACAACAACAGAAGAGCGAUUGGAGUGAAGUUUGUUCGUAGAAGAAAGUUAUUUACAGUGGGUGCUGCAAAGGAAGUUAUAAUUUCUGCCGGGGCUUUCGGUUCCCCGAAGCUGCUGAUGUUAUCAGGGAUAGGACCAAAGGAGCAUUUGCAAACUCACAAAGUUGGAGUAAUCGCUGACCUUCCUGGAGUGGGCAGAAGUAUGGGUGAACACCCCCGAGUCACUGGAAUCUGCUGGACUGUCAGGAAAGGGUCGUUUCCUACUCUGAAGGAGAAUUUCAACAAAGAAACUGCUCGUCUAUACAAGAGCUCACGACAAGGACCUCUGGCGGAUUUCCCUGGGGAAUAUCCAAGCGGCUGGUUCAGCGUCGGCGGGGGGGAUCCUAUGUGGCCUGACAUACAGAUUUUCAGCACCUCUAUUUUACCUUCCUCUGACUUCGGGGUCAUCUAUCCUUCGCUUUUCAAUAUGAAUAAGCUUACUUUCAACAACUACUUCAACCAGCUGUACGGUAAAGAAGGCUUUUGUCUAGACAUAACGUUAAUGCGCCCAAAAAGUCUGGGAUCUGUCAGUUUGCGGUCUUCGGAUCCUACAAACUCUCCACUCAUUGAUCCUAAUUACUUGAGUCAUUCUGACGACGUCCAAACAUUACUGAAAGGAGUCAGACUUGGUUUAGCCUUGGGGAACACACCUGUCUUCGUUAAGAAUUACGAAGCGAAAUUUUAUGACAAGCCUCUGGGUGAAUGCGCGCAUCACGCCUUCAACAGUGAUCAUUACUGGAUGUGCUAUAUUCGGCACAUGUCAACAACUACCUAUCAUUUCGCAAGCACUUGUAAAAUGGCUCCUCCGUCGGAUGUAUUGGGAGUUGUGGAUCAUCAUCUUAGGGUCCGCGGAGUCCACGGACUGCGAGUUGCUGACGCGUCAGUCAUGCCGCGAGUGACGGCUGGACAUAUCAGUGCGCCGACAAUGAUGAUUGGCGAAAAGGCAGCGGACAUCAUAAAGAGUGAUUGGAUUUGACAGGUGGAAGCACACACGUGAUAUAAAAUGUUUGAGUCUUUUUGACCAUACUGGUAUUAU